Molecule: messenger RNA, 491 nt
Organism: Acomys russatus (golden spiny mouse)
Lineage: Eukaryota; Metazoa; Chordata; Mammalia; Rodentia; Muridae
Product: 40S ribosomal protein S15-like
Exons: 1
Coding region: 19-444 (141 amino acids)
Biological process (GO): ribosomal small subunit assembly; translation
Cellular component (GO): cytosolic small ribosomal subunit; ribosome
Molecular function (GO): structural constituent of ribosome
Source: RefSeq, a predicted model, not a curated record
UUCCGAGCAGCCGGCGACAUGGCUGAAGUGGAGCAGAAGAAGAAGUGGACCUUCCGCAAGUUCACCUACUGCGGCGUGGACCUGGACCAGCUGCUGGACAUGUCCUAUGAGCAGCUAAUGCAGCUGUACAGCGCCCACCAGAGGCGGCGCCUGAACCGCGGCCUGCAGUGCAAGCAACACUUACUUCUCAAGAGCCUGAGGAAAGCCAAAAAGGAGGCUCCACCCAUAAAAAAGCCGGAGGUGGUGAAGAUGCACCUGAGGGACAUGAUCAUCCUGCCCGAGAUGGUGGGCAGCAUGGUGGGCGUGUACAAUGGCAAGACCUUCAACCAGCCAGAGAUGAUCGGCCACUACCUGGACGAGUUCUCCAUCACCUACAAGCCCGUGAAGCAUGGCCAGCCUGGUAUCGGGGCCACCCACUCCUCCCGCUUCAUCCCUCUCAAAUAGCCGUGGCCAAUAAAGAUUCGUGUUCAGUCAAAAAAAAAAAAAAAGAA